Molecule: messenger RNA, 3571 nt
Organism: Protobothrops mucrosquamatus (brown spotted pit viper)
Lineage: Eukaryota; Metazoa; Chordata; Lepidosauria; Squamata; Viperidae
Gene: ATP13A4
Product: ATPase 13A4
Exons: 30
Coding region: 2-3571 (1189 amino acids)
Biological process (GO): polyamine transmembrane transport; intracellular calcium ion homeostasis
Cellular component (GO): late endosome membrane
Molecular function (GO): ATP binding; ATP hydrolysis activity; polyamine transmembrane transporter activity
Source: RefSeq, a predicted model, not a curated record
CAUGGGGGAGAAGCAUGGAGGGAGCCACAGGGCCCUGCUCAACCAGGGAGAGGAGGCUGAAAUGGAGAUGUUUGGCUACAAGACCCACGGCUUCCGGAGGGCCCUGUGCCUGGCUGGCUACGUCCUGUCCUGCGGAGGCCUCCUGCUUCUCUUCCGCUGGAAACCCGAGUGGGACGUCUGGGCCAACUGCCAGCCCUGCAGCUUGGAAGAGGCCGACGUGGUACUGCUCAGAACCACAGAUGAAUUUCAGAUUUGCACCCAGAGAAAGGUGACCUGGACCCCUCUGUCUGCCCACUUGAAACCCAGCUCUCUUGGCACGGACGAGGAGGAGGAGGAGGAGUCCCUCCUGAACAGGGUCAUCGUGAAAUCAGACUUCAAGGUGCGGUCCCUCCAGGUGCAGAAGAUCCGCUACGCCUGGGACUUCUCUGCUCGAGAGUUUCGGAAGGUUGGAGUCCUGGAGGACCACCACAGUUGCCUGGAGAUGCAUGCCAAGUUUGGGGCGGGGCUGACAAGCCCCGAGCAGGAGCUCAGGAGAGAAGUCUGUGGCCCCAACGCCAUCGACAUUGAAGUCACGCCGAUCUGGAAGCUGCUGGUCAAGGAGGUGCUCCAUCCAUUUUACAUCUUCCAAGUCUUCAGUGUCUGCCUGUGGUUUGCAGAGAAUUACACGGAGUAUUCUGUGGCCAUAAUCAUCAUGUCCCUCCUUUCCAUUUCACUCACUGUGUAUGACCUCAGAAAGCAAUCCGUGAAGUUGCACCAGCUGGUGGAAUCCCAUAAUAGUGUCCUGGUCAAGGUGUUCAGCAAACAGACAGGCACCCAGGAGGUGGAAUCCCGCCAUUUGGUGCCCGGAGACACCCUGAUCCUGGACGAGGGCAGAAGCCUGCUGCCUUGCGAUGUCCUCCUGCUCAGCGGCCAGUGCAUCGUGGAUGAAGGCAUGCUGACGGGGGAAAGCCUUCCGGUCACCAAGACCAGCCUGAGCCGUGAUUGCAAGAGCGCCCAGCCGUGGCAUCUCAGCUCCGCCGAGGACAGCAAGAGGCACCUUCUGUUCUGUGGGACGGACGUCAUCCAGGCGAGGGGAGACGAUGGCGGACCAGCAAGGGCUGUCGUGCUGCGGACCGGUUUCAACACAGCCAAGGGAGACCUGGUGAGGUCCAUCCUGUAUCCCAAGCCGAUGAACUUCCGCCUCUACCGGGAUGCCAUGCAGUUUCUCUUGUGUCUCGUCGUGAUGGCUGGCAUUGGAAUGGUCUACGCUGUCUGUGUCUUUGUAAUAAAUGGGCAAGAGGCCGGUGAGGUGGUGAAGAAAGCCCUGGACGUCAUCACAAUCGCCGUGCCCCCAGCUCUGCCUGCCGCUCUGACCACGGGGAUCAUCUACACCCAGAGGAGGUUGAAGAAAAAGGGGAUUUUUUGCAUCAGUCCCCAGAGGAUUAACGUCUGCGGCCAGCUGAACCUCAUCUGCUUCGACAAGACGGGCACCCUCACUGAAGAUGGGCUGGACCUCUGGGGCAUUGUCUUGGCUGAAGGAAAGAGCUUCCAGGAGGUCCAUCGCUUCUCUUCUGGCCAGCCGAUGUCCUGGGGCCCGGCGUAUGCAGCCAUGGCCUGCUGCCACUCCUUGAUGGUCCUGGACGGGAAGAUUCAGGGGGAUCCGCUGGACCUCAAGAUGUUUGAGGCAACUCACUGGUGGGAAGGAGGACCAGCAAAUGUUCUGAUGGUCAGACCAGGACCCGAAGCUGUGGAGGUGCCCGUCAAGGGCCUGGCAGUCCUUCGGCAGUUCCCCUUCUCUUCAGCCCUGCAACGGAUGACGGUGGUGGCCCAGGAGGUCCCCGGGGAUGGCCAGGUCUUCAUGAAGGGCGCCCCAGAGAUGGUGGCCAGUUUCUGCCAGCCAGAGACAGUGCCCCCCAGCUUUGCCCGUGAGCUCCAGGGCUGCACUUCCCAGGGCUUCCGAGUCAUCGCGCUGGCGCACAAACGUCUGCAGGAAGGAAGACCGGUCGCCUCCCUGACCAGGGAGGAGGUGGAGUCCAGCCUGACCUUCCUGGGCCUGCUGGUCAUGGAGAACCGGCUGAAGAGCGAGACCAGGCCGGUCCUGCAGGAGCUCAGCCAGGCCCACAUCCGGAGCGUGAUGGUCACAGGUGACAACCUUCAGACCGCGAUCACUGUGGCCAGAAACGCGGGCAUGAUCCCGCAGGGCAGCCGGGUGAUCCUGGUGGAAGCCGGUACCCAGCCGGGCCAGCCCUCGGCCUCCGUCCGCUGGGAGGAGCUGGAGGAUCCCAGCCAGGAAGGCAGCGGAGCAGAGGUGGUGGUUCUGGAGCCGGAGGGAGACCCUCUGCCCGCCAGGGACCGCGGCUUCCACUUCUGCCUCAGCGGGAGCUCCUACGAGGUCUUCAGCCAGCACUUUGGGCAGCUCCUCCCGCAGCUGCUCCUGAACGGGACGGUCUUUGCCCGGAUGUCUCCUGCUCAGAAGGCCCACCUGGUGCAACAGUUCCAGCAGCUUGACUACUACGUGGGCAUGUGUGGAGACGGGGCCAACGACUGUGGGGCCCUGAAGGAAGCCCACGCGGGGAUCUCCCUCUCUGAGCAGGAUGCCUCGGUGGCCUCCCCCUUCACCUCCAAGGUCCCCACCAUCGAGUGUGUGCCGGAACUGAUCAGGCACGGCCGGUCUGCCCUGGUCACCUCCUUCUGCAUGUUCAAGUACAUGGCCCUCUUCAGCCUGGCCACCUACAUUGGCGUCCUCCUGCUCUACUGGCAACUCAACUCCUUUGCGAAUUACCAGUUCCUCUUCCUAGACCUGGCCAUCACCACCGUCAUUGGGAUGACAAUGAGCCUGAACGGGCCCCACCCUGGGCUGGCGCCCUACCGGCCCCCCACGCAGCUGCUGGCCCCUCCGCUGCUGCUCUCCGUGGUGCUGAACCUCCUCUUCAGCCUGGCAGUGCAGCUCUGCGGCUUCCUGAUGGUGCAGCAGCAGCUCUGGUACUCCCCCAGCGACAUCCACAGCGCCUGCUCCCCCGUGAACGCCACUCACCCCCCGAGCCCUGGGCCCAGAGCCCCCCUGCCCCCCAGGGACGGCUUCCAGAGCUACGAGAACAGCAGCGUGUGGCUCCUUUGCACCCUCAACUGCCUGGCGGUGGCCCUGGUCUUCUCCAAGGGGAAGCCCUUCCGGGAGCCCGUCUACAAAAACUACCUCUUCAUGGGGGCCCUGACGGUGCAGCUGGCCGUCUGCCUCUUCUUCCUCUUCGCCAAUUUCGAGGGACUCUACGCCCAGAUGGAGCUGGUAUGCACCCCCUCCCUCUGGAGGGUCUGGCUCCUUGGGCUGCUGCUGGUCGCCUUCAUCGCCUCCUUCGCUGUGGAGGAAUGGCUGAUAGAGAACCGGGCGCUCUGGCAGUGGAUCAAGAGGGCCGUGGGGUACCAGUCCAGCAGCCGCUACAAACAGCUCCAGCGGGCCCUGCAGGAGGACCCGGCCUGGCCCCCCAUCGACAGGACGGACGUCUCGAGCUCCACGGUUGUCCCCCUCGAAGGGCCGGGCCCCGCCUACUCCAACCCGGCCUUCGUGAGCCACGAGCAGCCGUGCCACAAAUGCUGA